UAGCAAUGCAAACUCUGUCACCAAUACAUCAAUAAGUGAUCACUUCUUCACUUUAAUGGUACCAAAAUUUAUAGCUCAACGAUUAACUGAUGGCACAAACCUAUCAAGUCUUAUGCUCUCCGGAAUCAAAGCCUUUGCUAACGUUAGAAGAGCUGCUAGAAUGGGAUUGCAGUGACAUUUGCCGAUCAGAUCAGUCGAUGUCAUAUUCAAUAUGCGAAUUGCAAACUCAUAAAACACAUGCAAAGAGUGGAUCGAAGACAUUGCUAUGUCAUGACAUGAAAGGCGGUUAUUUAGAUGACAGAUUCAACAGCGGGUGCGCUAACGAAACCGCCUAUAGGUUUUUCUUGUGGUCUUCAAUUGAUGUCUUCGUGUAUUUCAGUUUGGUCAUUUGGUACGACAGUGUGAUCAGCCCCGGGGGUGAACUCAAGUGGCAAAACGAAUUGAAUUGCAAUAAUUGGUGUUUCUUUGAUGCUUGCGAUGCAAUCUUCUUGAACUACACCUGGAAUGAGACAAAUCUGAAGACAUCCUAUGAAAGGGCUCAUCAAAUGCGUCGAAAUUAUGAUGUCUUCGUAGGCAUUGAUGUCUUCGGUCGCAAUUGUUUUGGCGGCGGAGGUCUUCACACAAAUCUAGCGGUUCGGGAGGCACUCAAACACGAGCUCUCAAUAGCCUUAUUUGCGAGCGCCUGGACUCACGAAGUGUUGGGUUAUGAAAACUUCACGAACAAUGAAUACCUAUUUUGGUCUUUAUUAGACUUAGGAGUUCAUCACUUUCCACAAACAUUUCCUAUCUAUACUUCAUUUUGUCAGGAAUUGCAACCAACAAAUCACAAAUCAGUUGAGGUAUACAUAGAGGAGGCGUUCAACGGCGGCGGUUGUCUCCGAUUAACAGACACUUUGGUUCAUCUCUUUGAAUGCGAGAUAAUGGUGGAGAAGAAGUGUUUUUAUGCCAUUACUUACAAAUCCAUUUCCAAUCACAAGUUGAACACAAUUUUCAAAUACCAAAAUGAAAACAAUGAAAAUGAAAACAAAGCAUUAAUUUUAUUCGAUAACGAAUCAGAAAAUAAAGACUUUUUCAUUCAAUACAUUGAGUAA
Medioppia subpectinata is the source of this 1091-nucleotide messenger RNA. NCBI's taxonomy places the organism in Eukaryota, Metazoa, Arthropoda, Arachnida, Sarcoptiformes, Oppiidae. The record is from the annotation of a GenBank genome assembly.